AUGAGGUGUCUCUCGCGCGGGUUGACUUGGAACGCAAGAGGCGCGGCGGGUCUGAGACACGAGGGCCGUACCUGGCCAUGGCUUGGCACGCAGGCCAGCUUGAGAGCAUGGACGUCUCGGGAGGAUUUCAAACAUGUUCAUAUGCCGGGCGUGGUGUGUGCGGCGUGGUAUCGAAUUCCGGUAGUGGCAUUUGGGGGUUGGUUUGUGGGAGACUGUCGACGGAUGGCGAUGCCGACAAUGGAGGAGCUCGAGCCUGUCCAUGGACGCGCUUGCGGUUUAGAGCACUCGCUGACAACAUCUAUUGUGCGCAUUGAGUAUGCUUCGCCGGCUUCUUCUUGCCGGCCAGCCUGGGGUCCGUUCAUCGCUCGGCCAGAGGAGAGCUUUCGCGCGGUGGACUGCAGUCGGAGGAGGAGAAUGAUGCUUUCGGCAGCUCAGACAGGGACCGGAAGCUGGAUGCAAAGAGCAGCCAAUGUUGAUGAAGUGUGCCUGGCCUGGCAACCGUUGUGUGCACGGGCAACAUCGCCGGUGGCGACGAAGAGGAUGAGGAAGAGACUCGACGCAUCUCGUCCGUAUAGAAAUAUAAUUAAAAUCGUUCGUCAUGGAGAUGCGAAGACGAAUGUAGUCGCUGUUGAUGAGGAGGGCUCAUACAGGCCACCAGCUGUACCGUCUUCAAUAUGGGUGGACGUCGUGGUCGCGGCAAGGCUGCUGAGCAUCACGGCAAACGUGGUUGGUGGAGGAGAGUCGAGGUGGCAUGGGUUGAUGAAGGUGUGGCGGCACGGAGGGGCUGGCUGGUGGGCCGGUCGCUAUCGGCAGCGGAAGCGCGCCCUGGCCUGA
This is a messenger RNA of Purpureocillium lilacinum, 834 nucleotides long. The record is from RefSeq and is a predicted model, not a curated record. Lineage: Eukaryota; Fungi; Ascomycota; Sordariomycetes; Hypocreales; Ophiocordycipitaceae.